UGCCACUGCUGCUAUAAUUUAUAUACAUAUUUACAAUAAACCUGUGCAUCAUAAAAUCUACGCAAAAAUAGCAUCAUUUGUUCUAGCACAUUACUGGAUCCUAAUAGAGUUGCAAGUGAGAGAACCAUCGGCUUUAGCCAUCUCUGAGUUGGGGACCUCGACUCGCGGCAAAUUAACAGUCUGCCACACCUUGUAGCUCUCUGGGUACUCAUCCUCUGGAGGAUGGAGCACUGUUCCAUUUGAUAACGAGGCAAUUUGCUCCGUUGUCGUCUGGAAACACGAGGGGCUUGUAGCGUUUGAAGUGAGCGAGGGAUUCAAUCUCUCUCCAGGCCUUUCUCCCAGCGUCAGAGUCACUGAUGGCUAUUGUGUCCACCCCACACAUGGAGCUCAUUGACUUGAGGUGGAGAACUGGAUGAUUGACAGUGACACCUGUCACUGGCCACUCGGGAAACACUCUCUUUAGCUGAUCAACUCCAGCCUUAUUAGUCCUCUUGGAGAGCCCUACGAGAAACUCGCGUCCAGUAAAUAUGACAUCCCCUCCGUCGACAAUAGCCUCAGGAUCAUCAACCUCGUAGAUUUGAAACCCCAUUUCUGCGAGCACGGGGCGCACGUGCUUGAUCUCUCCUUCACGCGACGCCUGGCCCAUCCUCGUGAUGAGCGCUUUGCCGUCCAGCACAACGGCCGGGUCCUCCACGUACACCAAAUCGGGCAAGGCGUCGUCUGCCGCAAUCUGCACCGCGUGCGGAAUCAGGUUUUUCACCUGCGUCAUGUAGUUUUCGUGCUGUCGCAUGGCCUUCUCGAGGUCGAUGGGCUUUGCAGGCUCCUGGUGUCGGAGUGAUUGAGCCACGAAACUAGGCGAGAGGGUACCGAAAACGACGCGGGUGUAGUGGAAAUAGUCGGCUGGAUCCGACGAGACGGCCCUCCGCUGGACGGCGCAUUUCCCCGCCGCUCGCCCCCUAGAGAUGCGCAGAAGAACGGAGGAAGUUGUUCUGAGCCACUUGGGUAGCAUAUCGUCGAUGUAGCAGCAGCUCUGUCUGAGAAACUCCGCGGCUAGCUAAUUAAUGUGUAUCAAGUGAUCAUGUGGUGGCCGUGGGUGUGUCGGGGGCGAGGCCUGCGCAUGCGCAGUUUGCCCACGCUGCAACAUCUCGAUCGCCGCGCCCUCUGAUCUCUUGCUCGCUCGCUCUUGCUAGCUUUACCACACGCCCGAAUCCAGUUUUCGGACUGUGGUUCGCCUCCAGUGGUACGCGCUCACUUUAUAUGCUGGAGCCAUGAAGAUCACGGUCAAGACAGUCGACUCUGCGUCAGCAGAGCUCGAAGUGACGGGAGAGAUGACAGUCCGUCAGCUCAAGUCGGAGAUAUACAAGAAAUUGUCGAUUCCACCUGGCAAGCAGCGGUUGCUGUUCAACGGAAACUGCCUUAGAGUGUCGAACAACACACUGGACCAGUACAGUAUACAGGAUGGGGCAGAGCUGAAGCUAGUGCUGGAAACUCCUCAACCAGAGGAAAAAGUGGGCACAUUACCUCAAAUCCCACCCGAUGAAGAGGCUGAAGGAGGGGAGGCUGGAGGCGAAGGGGAGGGGGCUGUGGGCGGACAAGUGGAAAGACAGCAACUUCAGGAGGAGCAGGAGAAAGAAGACGAAGAACACGAAAAGGAGAUGAAAGAAAAAGAAAAACGGGACUUGAAGGACAUCCAUAAACAUGUCACCAACACCAAAAAGUGCACAGAGUGGUCCAUCAAGAUUUUAGAUCGCUACGACAGAGCGGAAGCCAAGAGGUUGGAGUGGCAGCAGGCCAGGGAGGCAGGGGAGGACCUGGCCGGACUGGACAAAGAGGACGACCCUGACGAGAAGCCAGAGCCACGCAAACGGCGGUUCCCGUGGCGUGACGACGACGACGACUCUGCACUCCCCCCCUUCGAACCCAGCGACUACGUUGCUCUGAUGACCAAUAUCCAGGCGGCGCAGGACCGGGCAAGACCGAUGAUUGAACGCUACCAGACGCUGGUCACCACUGAUCCCACACUCUCUGUUGAGGAGGGUCUUCAGGCUGAGCGACUUGCUCAGACGGUAAAGGAAUUCAAUUACUACAUCGGCCACGCCCUCAUCUCGCUCUCGCGACUCGAAAUGACGAUGAACGCCCCGCCGCCGCGCCCCGUCAAACUGGCCCCCACCCGCCGGACGGAGAUGAGGAGGGUGAUGAGGGACCUGCGGAACAUGCCCCCCCGUGCCCCCUCCGGGUACAUCAUUGACAUUCAACGAGAGGGGGGACCCAUUCCCGUGGGGACCAGAAAUGCUCCGGCCCCCAGUGACCCCUUGACCUCCGUUGCACUAGGAUCAAAAGAUAAGAAGAAGAAGAAGGACGAUGACAAGAAGGAUGGAGCCGAUGGAGCCGAGGGCUCGGAUUCUGCUGCUGGAGCUGACAAGAAGGAAGAGGGAGGAGAGGGAGGAGAGGGAGGAGGGGAGGAGAGGGAGGAGAGGGAGGAGAGGGAGGAGAGGGAGGAGGAGGGGGAGAGAGAAGGAGGAGAAGACAGGACAAGAGCCAAUGGAGCAGAGUAGCGAGGAGGGAGCUGUGAAGGAGGCCAAGGAGACCACGGCAGAGGAAGGUGAGCCGAAGAAAGAGCGUACUCGUGAUGUGUUGGCCAAGCUGCUAACUGGGAUGGUGUCGGGAAUGAUGGGCUCUGAGGAGGAGGAGGAGGAGGGGGGAGAGGGGGAGGAGGGGAAGAAGGAAGGAGGGGGAGAGGAGAAGGAGGAGAAGAAGAAGAAAGAAGAGAAGAAGAAGGAAGAGAAGAAGAGGAGACCCAGAGACAGCGAUGAUGAAGACGAUGAUGACGACCCGAAGAAGACGUUUGCGGAGAAGUACGUGGGACCACCGGGGACCAUAGUGACCAUCCAGUCGAUCCCCCAGCCGCCGUUUGGGAUCCCGACGAUGAACCCUCAGCCGGGACCCAGUCUCUGCAUACGAAACACUGGAGACCCAGGCAAACCGGACGUGAAGGUGAAUUUCCCGAUGCCACCAGCACUCCAAAUGCUGCAGGACCUCCUGGGAGGGGACAGCAGCAGCGAGGAAGACGAAGUCCCCAACAAACCCGAGUCAGAACUGAAUGAGGAGGAGAAGGAGAAGAAACGCAAAAGGGACAAGAAGAAGGCGGACAAGGAGAGGAAGGAGAGAGAGAGAGAGGUCCGCCGCCAGAAGAGAGAGCGGGAGGAGAAGGAGGCCAAGGAGAAGGAGAGGGAACUGAGGCGGAAAGGGAUAGAGACGAAGGCCUUCACUCCCAGAGAGGAGGCCGACAUUGGGGAGCUGUCCGAUGCCGGGAGUGUCGACUCCCUGGACAGCCAGCACGACUAUCUGGAGACUCAUCACGUGGACAACCCAAUGGUUCGGUUGGCUCUAUCCGCAACCAACGACAUCGAGGGAGGUAUACAUGAGACAGUGUAUGACUCAAUGGUGGAUGCCUACGCCCAUAUGGGCCAGCCUCCCCCUGCAGAAGUGGCCGAGGAAACCGGCAUUAUGGAAAUGCUGUUUGAAGCUCUCUCGAAACACCUCUCAGUCCUGGAGACUAUGGCACUCAUGUGGGGAGUCGAAGCGCCAAUGAAGAAACUGCAGCCAUGUCUCUUCCAGUUUGUCAAAACGAGGCUCCUCAAGGGGGAGGACCCCACCGUUGCCCCGGAGAUGAAGAAAGCAGCUGUGACCAAGCUCCUCGCUCCCUUUAUUCCCUCCAUCGCCUCUACCAUGAAGACGAUAUUUCCAAAGGAGGGAGUCGACCUGCCGCGUACGCUCUACAACUCCCUCUACACAAGCAUGGAGGCCGUCUAUGACAUCAUCGUUAAAAAACACCAGGACAGCGCUGCGUUUGCCAAGCAGCUGCACCAGUGGGGGUCCAGGACGUCUCUCCUGUGCGCCGCUCUCCUCCAUCACACCUCUCGCAACGACGACCUCUACGAGGACGCUGCCAAACAGCUGUUUACUGUGUUCCUACCAGGAGAAACUCCAGCCAUGGCGAUGGGCUAUCCCUACGCCUCCCUCGGCCGAGAGCUCAAGAGAAUGAAAACAGCUCACAAGUUGACCACUGAGGAACUGGACAAGUUGGUUGUCUACAAAAAAGGCAGGGGUCCUAACAGAGGUAAACCUAAGGAUGGAGGGAGUGGAGGAGGAGGAGGGCUGACUCCGCCCCAAAACAGCAGCCUCCUCCGCAAGACCCGAAGCCAGGCAGCGACGACAAGUCUGAAGACGGAGGAAGAGGCCCUGAACAACCACUCCUCCUCCUCCUCCUCCUCCUCCUUCCCAGCCGCCUCCUCCCGGCAGCGAAGAAAAGGUAAGUGGAGACGGAGCGGACAAGAAGGGAGGAGAGGGAGGGAGAGGGGGAGGAGGAAGAAUGGAGAUGGGGCAAGCACUGCACCUGAGAAGUGGCCUGAUGCCAUGCCAAAGGAGUGGGUCCCUUCAAUCAAGCGUGAUCGAGAGGCGCUAGCAAGCAUGAGCCCCCAGCAGCCUUUGUCUGAUGCCUAUAUCUCGGGAAUGCCAACCAAGAGGAGGAAGACGGAGGCAGAGGAGCUGUUGUCAGGCGGCGAGCUGAUGGAGAAAUCUCUCCGAUCAGCCAUCGCUGAGUCUGGGGCCACACCCUCUUCCGGAGUCACUGUUGAUGCCAUAGUUAACGAGGCCAGUGCCUGUGGUGGACUGGUGGAGGAGCUGGACCAGGAGCUCCAGAAACAGCUGAAUGAGAGACUGAAGAAUGACCCCGACUACAACCCACGCCAGUUCCCUGCCUCGGAGAAGGUCUUUGAGCCUGGCAAGUAGGCCAACAGGCUGCCUGAAUUCUUCGACCCUGACAUCCUAGGGAUAUUUUUGCUAACGUACUAAUCUCUUUUGCACGGUUGACUGCACAACACUUUAAAAACUUGAACUGAAGUGUAUCAUUUACCUUUUGACUGAUUUGCACACUGUUGAAUUGUGUUUGUGGAAAAUGAUCACAAAGUUCCUGGCUAUAUACCUUGGAGGCAAGAUUCUAGUGUAUAUACCUUGGUGACAGAUAGACCAUGCUUUAGGGGGUUUGUUCAUGAACUCUAUCUGGAGUGUAAGAGAGUGCUGGUUUGAUCCUGUAGCCUUUCCGUUUGGGCAUGUGUGUCUGGAGAACGUGAGGCCACUCGUGACCUCUGUACACAUCCAGCAGCAUGCUUGUCAGUUGAUAGGGAGAUUGAGGUUGUGGGGUGAAGGUUUGGUGAACUCCAUGAACCUAGAGAUGGGGAGACGAGCUGUCUCCAGCCCAGCCACUCUGGCUCUGUGCAGUGUCAGAUUCUUGCUGGGUGAUGAGCGGUCCACGAUUCCGCCAACGACGUACACCUUGCACCUGUCAACUUCCUCUAAAUCGUGUUCAGAGUCUG
Molecule: messenger RNA, 5375 nt
Organism: Geodia barretti
Lineage: Eukaryota; Metazoa; Porifera; Demospongiae; Tetractinellida; Geodiidae
Source: the annotation of a GenBank genome assembly